AAUUUCUGACGAAGUCUUGAAGGCAGCAUUGCAGACAGUAUCAGAAUGCAGAUUUUGGAUGAUUGCUCCAGAACAUAACAAAAACGUUUGCACUUUCGAAACUGCAAAACGUGUACAAGAUAAGUCACUUGUAUUUUUUUGACGCAGUAAUCGUAAAAAAAAUAAAAAGGACUUUAUGAACAGCAAUUAUACUACAGAUACCCCAAAUGUAGUACAUUGAAUUUUGGAUAAAGUGUUUGCAACUGCAUUUAUAUGUGCAAUUACAUUUCACCCUUAUUGAUUAAUAAAUGUCAGAGACCAAAGCCCUUGAAAAAAAGGUGUUUGACUAAUUAUUUUUAAAUGCAACUUUAAGUGCACUGAAUAAACAGUUUUUCUUCUGUUAUUGCAAGCGUACUAUUACUUGACUGCAGUAACUGCAGUUUAAAAGCUGCGAUUUCUUCCUAAGGCGUUAUAAAUAGUAUAUGUUGUACUUUAUUGUGGAACUAACAUUGAUGUUGUGGAUGGCAUAUAUUACUCAUUGUUGUCUCAGAGAUUAUGGCAAGGUACUACUCCUGUUUAAAAUAAUCAAAAAUCUAAACCUACUUUUAUUUUUUUACAAUGAGAAAAACUGAGUGUUACAAGAAAUGUUAUCAUUUUUAGAUAAUGUGUUAUCAUCGGCAAUGCAGCACAACAUCAUUGUUUUCAGCGACGUCACAAUUACGUGCCUUUUUACUUGGCGUACGUGAAAAUCAUAAUACAACAUCCAAACCUAUCUGCUCUGUUGUGGACUCCCGUGCAUGUUUUUGCUUUCCAGGAUGUCGGCAGACGAGGUGCACACGGUAACCAUGAAGGACAUUCUGGGAGACGAGGAGCUGCACGAGGCAUAUGCAGUGCUGGCUGGAAGUGACCCUGACAAUUGUUCCUAUCCCCAGGGGUAUGUGAAGAGACAAGCCAUUUUUGCCUGCAACACCUGCACACCAAGAGGGAUAGAACCUGCGGGACUCUGUCUGGCCUGCACCAACCAUUGCCAUGACGGGCAUGACAUCUUUGAGCUCUACACAAAAAGGAAUUUCCGCUGUGAUUGUGGAAACGGCAAGUUUGGCGAGUUUAAGUGCCAGCUAAAUCCUGACAAAGACAGGCAAAACAUUAAAAACCAAUACAAUCACAACUUCCAUGGUUGUUACUGCACCUGUGACAGACCUUACCCAGACACUGAAGAUCAGGUUAACGAGGAUAUGAUUCAGUGCAUAAUAUGUGAAGACUGGUAUCAUCCCAGGCACCUGGCUUGUGUGGUAGAAGACUCCGAUGAGCUGCAGGAGAUGGUGUGUGAGACCUGCAUGAACAAAGCCCCCUUCCUCUGGACCUACGCUGCCCACUUUGCAGAUCCCCCAAUGGUAAAUGUGAGCCCCUGUAAAGAGGAGGUUGAGGUGAACGUGCAGGAAGAUGAGGAGCCUUUUAAGAAGAGGACAGACGAACCCUGUAAUAAUGGUGAUGAGGGGUCCUCCACCAGCCCCAGCUAUCACAAGCAAGUUGGGCGAUCUGCCUGCAAACGGACUUACCUGGAGAUGACAGGCCGGCCUGUGAAGAGUCCGGUCAAGACUGUUUUCUGCAGGCUGAGGGAGCUGAAGACUCAGGGUGUGGAGAGAACUAGGGAAGGGGCUGUGUUCUGGCCAUACCACUGGAGAGCCAAGCUGUGCACCUGCAUCAGCUGCAAGAGGGCCUAUGUCGAGGCUGGAGUCCAGUUCCUGCUGGAUGAGUCAGACACUGUCCUGGCCUACGAGAACAGAGGAAUCAUAGAGGAAGGAUCUGCUAGUUUCGACAGUCUGCUCAUGUCAGGCCUAAGUGCUCUGGACCGCGUUCAACAACUGGAAAUUGUUUACCAGUUCAAUGAGAUGCAGACUGAACUGAUGGCUUUCCUAAGGCAGAUUGCUGAUGAAGGAAAGGUCGUCACAGCAGAAGCCAUACACCAGUUCUUUGGGGAGCUAAUGUCCAAGAAGAGGCGUCAGAUGAACAGUUAAUGUCAGUCUCUCCCUUAGGGUCCUGUUGUAUUUGUUCAGUUUUGUAACAUUACUAUGGGUUUGUAGUGGUUUGUGUCCCUCCAUCUUCUGCUUUAAAUAAAAGUGCUGCUAUAAAAUA
Messenger RNA from Esox lucius (northern pike), 2115 nucleotides. Its product is annotated as ubiquitin protein ligase E3 component n-recognin 7. Gene Ontology annotation, molecular function: zinc ion binding; ubiquitin protein ligase activity. Gene Ontology annotation, cellular component: cytoplasm. The transcript is spliced from 12 exons. The coding region runs from base 777 to 1997 and encodes 406 amino acids. The record is from RefSeq and is a predicted model, not a curated record. Lineage: Eukaryota; Metazoa; Chordata; Actinopteri; Esociformes; Esocidae.